AUGAAGCAUUUCUUUCCGGGUGGCAAUUCGACACGCAGCUCGUCCUUUCUUUGCUGCUGCUGCAGCAGCAGCAGCAGCAGCAGCAGCAGCUGCGGCAGCAGCGGCAGCAGCAGCUGCAGCUGCAGCAGCAGCUGCAGCUGCAAUAGCAGCUGCAGCAGCGGCAGCGGUAGCAGCAGCUGCAGCAGCAAAAUCAGCAGCAGCAGAAGCAGCUGCAGUAGCAGCAGCAGCUGCUGCUGCUGCAGCAGCAGCAAGGGGAGGGCAGCAGCUGCAGCAGCAGCUGCAGAAGCGGCUGCAGCAGCAGCAGCUGCAGCGACAAGGCAGCUGCGUGCUUUGAACUUGUGCUCAGCAGCAGCAGCUGGGAUCGGCAGCUCUGCUGCAGAUGUGCAAGAAAGUGCAUGCAAAGAUGAGGGGCCGCGGAGUGGGGUGUACGUACACCCCGAGUUGGUCAGCAGCAGCAGCAGCUGCUGCUGCUGCUGCUGCAGCAGCAGCAGCAGCUCUUCUUUCAAAUGUGCAAUUGAGAAACUAAACCCGAACUUGUGUUUGUAA
Messenger RNA from Eimeria necatrix, 546 nucleotides. RefSeq lists its product as hypothetical. The transcript is spliced from 3 exons. Lineage: Eukaryota; Apicomplexa; Conoidasida; Eucoccidiorida; Eimeriidae. The coding region runs from base 1 to 546 and encodes 181 amino acids. The record is from RefSeq and is a predicted model, not a curated record.